GGAAGUAUAGUCUUGCUUAUAUUAUUUCAUCACAUGUAGUCGCGGCUAAGGGUGUUAAAUGUCGCAAGUCACACCUCGUAUAUAUAUUCGUUCAUAAAUGUACUGACUAUCCGUUUAAGACAUUAAUUUAAUGAACAAUUUGAAAUACAUCGAUUUCAGAUUUGGCAGUUUCAUUUCGAGGAAUCCUGGGAAUUUGAGUAUUUGGCUGUUCUCACGGCACGAGGCGCCGCACCACACCACCCUGGGCAGCUAGCUUGUGCUCUGUCUUAACUCAGUAUAACUUUACCAGUAAUAUGUCGUUUUGUUUUAAUUUCAUCGUCGAUGGAAACCCGGACAAGGGCGGAAAUACGUCGCUCAUCAACAAGACUGAAUUUGCUGCAAAACCUUCGGAGGAAAGUGGCAGCCCAGCAGCGCCACUGAAAGAAGCCAAAGAGCACUUCCCACCCUCUCACCCCCAGCAGCUUCUCGAUGACGCCGUCUAUGAAACCGUUUCCGUCGGCGCUCUCCCUCCGCUUCACUACCUCAAUGAAACUGUUUUCGAGAGGACCGUCUCAGAGAGGGAGGACGCAGAGAACGUUCUGUCCCGCACGGCCGAGCAGAGGUGUGACCUCAUCUCUGGGGUGUACGAGGGAGGGCUGAAGGUCUGGGAGUGCACGUAUGACCUUCUGGAGGUGAUCGACAGGGAAGGGGAGACAUUCGGCGAGAAGACGGUCUUGGAUUUGGGCUGUGGGGCCGGGCUCUUGGGGAUAUUGUCUUUGAAAAGAGGAGCCAGGCAAGUCCACUUCCAGGACUACAACAGUACAGUCAUUGAGCAGCUCACUGUGUCUAAUGUCAUUCUAAACUGCCACGAUGAUGACACUGAUGACGGAAAAGACUGCAAACUAAAGAAGACAAAAGAUGGCACCCUACUCCCUAAAAGAAGAGCUUUAGACGCCGCUUCCCAGCACCUGUUACUAUCCAGGUGUAAAUUUUUCUCUGGUGACUGGCGCACAUUUCUUACUUUGGCCUCAAAUCAGGAGACCCCAUUGAAAUACGACAUUAUAAUGACCUCAGAGACCAUAUACAACACUGCUUAUUACCCUGCGCUUCACGACACCCUCCACAAACUGCUGGCAGCGCACGGAGUGGUCUACCUGGCCACCAAGUCCCACUACUUUGGAGUGGGAGGCGGCCUGCACCUGUUUGAGACUUUUGUGGCGCAAAGGGGGAUUUUCUCUCUGGAUCACCUGUGGGAUGGCGAAGAUGGACUUCAAAGACAUGUUGUAGUCCUGCGUUUUAAAAAAGAAUCAGAAUCACACUAGUCCUCUAAGCACUCUUGUAGCGUAAAGUGCAACUGUCUUAAUAAUAAGUGGCUGUGGGCUGUGAAGCAUACUUCACCUUGAAAUAUUAAAGUCAGCCUUAUUUGUCAGAUGGUCUGCUAUAGUGUGAAGGAAUUAGACUUCAUUAAAUUGAUAAAACCUGAGAUCAUCUGUCAGACCAUGUUAGGACACACGACCUACAGUAUGUACUACUGAGAACUCCAACACAUUGACUCAAACUGUGGUACAGGGUACCACUGAUGGUCUGCAGGCUCUAUCUAGUGGUACGCACCAGAGUUUUUAUUAUAAGUAAAAAAAAAAUUUAAAAAAGAUUAGAACUACAGUCUAUACAUAAUCAAUACAAAUGCGAGUACAAGCCAAAUAUUCAAAGUCAACUGAACUUUGAACAGAACCUGUGCGUUUCAUAUAUAAACUUAUGAGCACCACUAACUAUGUAUCAUACAGUAAAAGGAAUCAAACGAAUACUGCUAACAAGAGGAGCGGAGAAGCGUGACACGCACCAGCUGUGUCGUGUAUUCUGGGACUAGUAGUAUCUGAGGGGUGUGUACACACAAUACCAACUGGUAAGUUGUUGGGCUUUUUUUAACUAUUUCGCAGUCAAAAUAACAUCUCAUAUUUGGUCCCAAAUGCUGACAUUAAUGGGAAUGCACAAAGGUAACAUUUGAUGACGUUAUUGAGUGCUAGUGUGCAUUUGGUACACAACCUUUCAGGAAAACAAAAUCCAGGCUCGUAUUGGUGGAUGGUGGGUCUGUAUUAAUUAAAUUCUUUUAACUUGAUGUCAUUCCUGUCUUAGUUUUGCACAAUACAUAAAAAAAUAAGAUAAAUUAGAUCGCUAUAAUGUACGUUUGUUUUGCUGAUGUGUUAAAUCUAUCCCAGUGAAUAGCUAGCGUGCUGCUAAUGCUAUUUAGAGCCAUUCUCGACUUCAGACGUGCUAAUCUACGGAGCAGGCAGCCCAGGCGGACUGUCAACCAGUUGCUUGCGAUAUCUUGCGAUACUCGGUGCAUGUCUCUACAAUUGAUUAAUGGAAGGAUUUAUGGCUGAUUCUUAUAGAUCCAGGAGGCUGCUACCAAUGUAAUCUCUCGCUUAUCAAACCAGACAUCCUGUCGCAUCAGUUUAUGGUUGACAACCCCAGUUAGAACUAAUAAUAAUAUAGUACACUAUAAUAAUAAUAUAGUAAUAAUAAUAAUAAGUAAUAAUAAUAUAGUACAGUGUAAUUAAUACUGAUACUAGUGGUGUCUUUGUAGGUGUGUUGAAAUGCUAUUAAAUGCUGUAUCACCUCAAAGUCAAUCUUACACCCCCCCCCCAACACACACACACACACACACACACACACACACACACACAUACUUCCUACAUAGACAUCUUCCAGUAAGUGAGGAGCAGUUGAAAGGGGGCUGAUCCAGGUCUAUUUAGCCACACCGGGAGGAAAGAAAGGAAAUGGGCUCAGUGACCUUUGCGAGUGAUUUCCCCCGUGUUCAAACAGCGGCAUGAAAGCGAGGCUUGUUUCUGAAGUCCAACACAAAAUGUCAAUUGCAACUUAUCCCGCCUGCUCGAGGAUGUAGCUUGAAAGUGGAUUCGGGCGUCACGGUACGUCAGUGGUGGGUCUCUGUGGGGUCUCUGUAAGCCGGAUUCCAAAAAAAAAGGCCUCAUGCUUAAUUCUGGUGCUUUUCAUCAUUUGCUCCUUCAGUGGAAAAAUAAAAUGAAAAUUUCCCCAUUCCUGGGUGUGGUUUGUUGAAAAGCCACUCGAUGUGACACAUGCUGAUGUCUGUAUACAUCCUGCAAAAUAGACAUCCAGGAAAUGCAGUGAAGUAAUCUCCUGGCGCCGUUUGUGAAGAAAUAUGUAUCAAGUCUGGUCUUGUUUAAAGGUGAUGACAAUAUUUUUUUAGACUUCAUAAUAUGCCUCACCUGUUGUGUCCAUGUGAGUCAGCAUCUUGUGACCUGUCACCUAACAAAGAUGACUUCAAUGAAAAAGUCCCUGACAAAGCUGCCUUGUUUCCCU
Messenger RNA from Dunckerocampus dactyliophorus (ringed pipefish), 3318 nucleotides. It is a transcript of the gene mettl18, whose product is annotated as methyltransferase like 18. The coding region runs from base 294 to 1301 and encodes 335 amino acids. The record is from RefSeq and is a predicted model, not a curated record. Gene Ontology annotation, biological process: peptidyl-histidine methylation, to form tele-methylhistidine. NCBI's taxonomy places the organism in Eukaryota, Metazoa, Chordata, Actinopteri, Syngnathiformes, Syngnathidae. Gene Ontology annotation, molecular function: protein-L-histidine N-tele-methyltransferase activity. The transcript is spliced from 2 exons.